CCCUACCAGCAACCAAUUCAAGAGCGAUUCCAAUCCUCUCAAGUAGCAGUGCAACGUAGGAAAUUUGCGAAAAUACUACAAGGUUCGAGCGCCCCUGCAAGUCGAACGUGCAAGAACACGAUAAUCAUCAUUGUUGAUCCGUGCAACUCAGCGAUUGAUUAUAACACCAGACAUGAAUCGUCACGACGACGCGAAAAAAGAGCUCAAGCGACUGAAAUCAGCGUUACCUGCUCUGCCGUCUCCGGAUAA
Messenger RNA from Ostertagia ostertagi, 249 nucleotides. Lineage: Eukaryota; Metazoa; Nematoda; Chromadorea; Rhabditida; Trichostrongylidae. The record is from the annotation of a GenBank genome assembly.